GGCGCAGGGGCGGGGCGGGGGCCGGGCCGGCGGGCAGCCAUGGUGUACAUCUCGAACGGACAAGUUUUGGAUAACCAGAGUCGGGCUCCCUGGAGGUUGUCAUCUAUAACAGAUUUCUUCUGGUCAAUAGCAGAUUUUGUGGUUCUGUUUUUCCAGAGCAUUAUUCAACCAGAUUUAAGAAGAAGAGGCUACACAUCUUCCUCCUAUUCAGGAUACCAUGAUGGAAGAGGGCCUCCAGCAAAUCCUCGCCGUAGGAUGGGCCGAAUAAAUCACUGGGGUGGAGGCCCCAGUCCACCACCAAUGGCUGGAGGUGGAUGAGGAAGGUAA
This is a messenger RNA of Agelaius phoeniceus (red-winged blackbird), 327 nucleotides long. It is a transcript of the gene SELENOK, whose product is annotated as selenoprotein K. Gene Ontology annotation, biological process: endoplasmic reticulum calcium ion homeostasis; calcium ion transport. NCBI's taxonomy places the organism in Eukaryota, Metazoa, Chordata, Aves, Passeriformes, Icteridae. Gene Ontology annotation, cellular component: Golgi apparatus; endoplasmic reticulum membrane. The record is from RefSeq and is a predicted model, not a curated record.